Messenger RNA from Anopheles gambiae (African malaria mosquito), 697 nucleotides. RefSeq names its product large ribosomal subunit protein mL49 (gene mRpL49). The record is from RefSeq and is a predicted model, not a curated record. Gene Ontology annotation, cellular component: ribosome; mitochondrial large ribosomal subunit. NCBI's taxonomy places the organism in Eukaryota, Metazoa, Arthropoda, Insecta, Diptera, Culicidae. The transcript is spliced from 2 exons. Gene Ontology annotation, molecular function: structural constituent of ribosome. The coding region runs from base 74 to 634 and encodes 186 amino acids. Gene Ontology annotation, biological process: translation.
GACGCGAACACGCAACCUCGACAGUGGCGCUUGUCAGUGUGCGACGCGAACAAACACGUUUGUUUUCGUAAUCAUGGCGCUUCGCAUGGUGUGCAGCAAAACAUUCAGCUUAAAUCGAAUCAUUUCCCUGCAUUCUAUUAACCACCACCUCCCGAAACCCGUACAGAAUGUAACAGCAGCCUCCGUACGAUGGUCUUCCUUCCGCUCGUCCGAACCGGUCGGUGAUUUGGCCCAGUAUCCCGAGGUGGAGGUCGUACGGAACCCGCCCGAGUGGAAGUAUGUCGAGCGGCUGCUUGCGCCCCGCACCGUGCCCAAGCCGACGGCGAAGGACGCGUACCCGUCGGGCUGGAAACCGGCCAACCCCCAGCCCGGCCUGAAGUAUGUGGUGCAGCGGACGAAAAAUCACAUGCUACCGGUGUACUUGCGCCGGUCGUUCCGGGGCCAGCGGCGAAUAACGGCCGUCCGGCACGUGGAGGGCGACAUAUGGCUGCUGGAGGCGGAGCUGCGCUACCACAUCGAGCGCCAGCUGAACCGGCCGAUUAUUACGCGCGUGAACGAGAUGAGCGGACAGAUCGAGCUGAAGGGCGACCAUGUCGCGUUCGUGGAAAAGUUCCUGCUCGAGAAGGGAAUGUGAAGAGGGGGUUCGGUCUGUCGGCGGGCAAAUGGUGUUAAAUAAAGCGUGCAUUUUAGUGACUAA